CCGAAAGGGAAAAUAAAAUAAAAUUGUUGAGCAAGCACACAGGUGUGUCCAUCAUCAUCUACGCGGUAUUUUUUUUUUGGGUAUUAUAAUUGAUUACUGUCGUCGGCUCGCCGGGAAUAUUUGUGGUUGUGGAUAUCAGAAGACGGUGGCUGAUGGACCGUUGGCAUUGCCAAUUUGCCAUCUAUGAUCGUCAUGAUUGACGAUAACUUCUUCUUAUUGUUUUUCUUUCUUUAUUAUUUUUGUUUGAGUUGGCUUGGAUCAAAUAACAAUUGUUGAUUCUUCUGUCGGCCUGUUUGGUUUUUGCCAAUUUUAGUCUCCAAUUCAAUUUUUCUCCCCAUCUUCUUCCUCGUCGUCGUCUUUCUCCUUCCUCCGCUCACAUAGAAUUCAAACCCUACAACAGAAAAAUUCCAGCCCCUCUACUUUCUUCCGUGAUUACCAUCGCCAUCACCACCGUUGCCCGCCGCCGAUUGUAGCCCUCGGAUUCGUGAAAUCGGGUCAUUUUAGGGAAUCGCAAUCUAAUCAACCCCAAACAACCCGCCUACCUGUCCUCCCUUGUCACGGAUUCAAUUCACUGCCGUGUCUCCCUGUUUCUCUUACCCACCAAUAAAGAUCUCGAUUGGGACCUCCUCCUUCUUUUCUCUUGUGUGUUAUCUCCCGGUAAAGUUUCUCUCUUUCUCCCUCCCUUGUUUCCUCUUCCUUACUAUGAACUUGUACCAUUAUUACUCUUCCAAUUCCGGAUGAAUCCCUUCUCACUUCUCUCUGCCCACCGGUUCACUUAACUGUUUUUGGUUGAUGUACUUGAACCAUUCACGUUUCCAGCUGUGGUUUUGUUAGCUUUAGUUCAUGAUCAAAUUCAGAAAUUAAGCAUCUUCUUAGGACUUAGAUGGUUCCUGGUUGCCCAUCUCGAGGUUUUUGACUUGUAUUUACUUAUUUUCUUCAAUUCAUUCAGCUGUAACAGUGUUGAGUUAAGCGGAAUUAGAAGGAGGAGGAGGAGGAGGGGUUUCUGAAGGUGUAUAAGUGGGUGGCAGCUGCAACCAGACCUUAUGCGUGGCUUUGGUUUCUGGGUUGCUGAUUGAUUGGUAGUUCUUUGGUUCAAGUUGGUGAAAACUUGUUGCAGUGGAUGUCUUGUUAACAGAUGAGUAUAGCAUGAUGAAUGUGGGAGUGAGAUUUUGUAGAUGGAUUCCCCUGAUAAGUCAUUUGCUGACAUAGUUGGGCUGUUCAAAUCCUUUGUCCCUUGGCGGACUGAGCCGCCAACCGUGUCAAGGGACUUUUGGAUGCCCGAUCAGAGCUGCAGGGUUUGCUAUGAGUGUGAUUCUCAGUUCACAUUAAUCAACCGCAGACACCAUUGCAGGCUUUGUGGCCGAGUUUUCUGUGCCAAGUGUACUUCUAACUCAAUCCCCUUGCCAUCAUCCCGUGGUUCAAGAACUACUAUUACAAGAGAAGAGUGGGAGAAGAUACGAGUGUGCAAUUAUUGUUUCAAGCAAUGGCAACAAAAUCCCACUCUUGAUUAUGGAUCACAUGUUCCAAGCCAGGCACCCAGCAGUUCAAUGUCGGCUGCCAGUUUGUCUAGAUCAAACUCAAGUGGUACAGCUAACAGUAGUAGUUAUACUCCUGGUUCUGUGCCAUAUUCUAUUGGACCUUUUCAACAAGGUCAAGGAAGCAUGGAUGCAGAUCCAUGUCAGGCAUCUCAAACGGUGACCAAGUUCGAUGAUAAGCAAGUGGAGGAAGAAAUAUUAGGAAAGAGUGAUGACCAUGUUACAGAAGAAGCGUAUGAACAUUCAAAUGGAUACUUUUACAUGAACAGGAGUGACGAUGAUGACGAUGAGUACAGUAUUUAUCGAUCUGAUUCUGAAUCUCAGAACUUUCCUCAAGCCAAUGGCUACUACCAUCAGGCUCAGUUUGAUGAUCCGAGCAAUGAUGAUGAAUUGCAGAAAGCUCAUCUUGACGGAGAAACUAUUGAAUCAAAAAGUUUAAGUACCUCUCCUUUAAAUAAUAGUUUUUUGUCCCAUGAUCUAGAAGGAAUUCACAGGCUUGGGGAAAGGGAUGAGCAUUAUAUUGAUUAUGAUGGUGAAGCUUCUUCUACAAUGUAUCCUGGGGAAGAUGAUAGUGCAGAACCUGUGGAUUUUGAGAACAAUGGACUACUUUGGCUGCCUCCUGAGCCAGAAGAUGAAGAGGAUGAAAGAGAAGCUGAGUUUUUUGAUGAUGAUGAUGAUGAUGUUGACGUGGCAGGAGAAUGGGGAAGGUUACGUCCCUCAGCCAGUUUUGGAAGUGGAGAGUUCAGCAAUAGAGAUAGGUCAAGUGAGGAUCAGAAGAUGGCCAUGAAGAAUGUUGUUGAUGGCCACUUUAGAGCUUUAAUUGCUCAGCUAUUACAAGUGGAAAAUGUUCCGCUGGGCGAUGAAGGUGACAAAGAGAGUUGGUUAGAGAUCAUUACCUCAUUAUCAUGGGAGGCUGCUACCCUUCUAAAGCCAGAUACAAGCACAGGUGGAGGAAUGGACCCUGGUGGAUAUGUGAAAGUGAAGUGCCUCGCUUCUGGUCGACGCAGUGAGAGCGUUAUGGUCAAGGGGGUCGUUUGUAAGAAAAAUGUUGCUCAUCGGCGAAUGACUUCGAAAAUUGAGAAACCUCGACUAUUGAUCCUUGGAGGGGCCCUUGAGUACCAGCGGGUUUCUAACCACUUGUCAAGUUUUGAUACUCUAUUGCAGCAGGAAAUGGAUCAUCUGAAGAUGGCAGUGGCAAAGAUAGAUGCACAUAAUCCUGAUGUUCUUCUGGUAGAGAAAUCAGUUUCACGAUUUGCACAGGAGUACCUUCUUGCUAAAGAUAUAUCCCUUGUACUUAACAUUAAGAGGCCACUUUUAGAGCGCAUAGCGCGGUGCGCAGGUGCACAAAUAGUUCCUUCAAUCGAUCAUCUCUCAUCUCCGAAGUUGGGAUACUGUGAGAUCUUUCAUGUGCAAAGAUUUUUGGAAGAACUAGGUACAGCUGGGCAAAGUGGCAAAAAGUUGGUGAAGACACUGAUGUACUUUGAAGGCUGCCCAAAGCCAUUGGGUUUUACAAUUUUACUUAGAGGUGCCAAUGGAGAUGAGUUGAAGAAAGUGAAACAUGUGGUCCAGUAUGGAGUUUUUGCGGCAUAUCACUUAGCUUUGGAGACUUCUUUUCUUGCUGAUGAAGGAGCUUCUCCAGAACUUCCAUUUAAUUCUUCAAUAACUGUUGCACUUCCAGAUAAACUAUCAAGUAUUGAGAGAUCUAUCUCAACUGUGCCAGGUUUCAGUAUUCCUGUCAGUGAUAAAUCUCAGGGACCUCAGCAUACCAGUGAAUCACAAAGAUCAAUUAUUGUCCCUAGUGAGAGUCUAUCCGCUAUAGUGGGUGGUCGUGGUUCUGUUGAGAGUGGUGAAAUGAAAACCCUAACUGAUAGCGCUGUUCCUCUAUCUGUUGAACCUACUUUGCCUAGCUUCGGUGCUGCAGCAUUUCUACCCUCACUGCAAUCUACAAUCAAAGUCGUUGCUGAUUCAUACUGCACAUUUGAUGAGAAAAACAGACUUGGUUUGGAAGGUGCUCCAGUGACUGAGAUUUCCAUGGUUAGUGAUGGCCUGUUUUCUCUGAAUGAGCAUUUUGCUGGUAAUACGUCUGUACCUGUGGAAGGGAUCACAGUGGGUGGCGAAUCUAAUCUUGGCAAGGCAAUUGUUCCUCCACCAGUAAGCUCAGAGGUUUCAUCAGGCCUAAAAGACGGUAACAGCAAUGUGGAGGAUCGAGGACCUUUAAAAGAGGACUUUCCUCCAUCACCUUCAGACCAUCAAAGCAUUCUGGUUUCCUUGUCUUCCCGCUGUGUAUGGAAAGGAACUGUUUGUGAGCGGUCCCAUCUAUUUCGGAUCAAAUACUAUGGUAGCUUUGACAAACCUUUAGGUCGGUUUUUGCGAGACCAUUUAUUUGAUCAGAGUUAUACAUGCCGUAUCUGUGAGAUGCCAUCAGAAGCACAUGUUCAUUGUUAUACUCAUCGACAGGGCACCCUUACAAUAUCUGUCAAGAAGCUACCUGAAUUCCUCUUACCAGGUGAAAGGGAUGGGAAAAUCUGGAUGUGGCAUAGAUGCCUAAAGUGUCCAAGGACUAAUGGUUUUCCUCCAGCCACUCGAAGAGUCAUAAUGUCUGAUGCUGCUUGGGGACUGUCUUUUGGUAAAUUUUUGGAGCUUAGUUUCUCAAAUCAUGCAGCUGCAAGUAGAGUGGCAAGCUGUGGUCAUUCACUUCACAGGGAUUGUCUUCGUUUCUACGGGUUUGGGAAAAUGGUUGCUUGUUUUCGCUAUGCUUCAAUUAAUGUCCUCUCAGUGUACCUUCCACCUUCAAAACUUGAUUUCAGCCUUGGACACCAGGAGUGGAUACAGAAAGAGGCAGCAGAGGUUGUGGACAGGGCUGAGCUUCUGUUUUCUGAGAUACUCACUGCCCUUCGUCGAAUCGCUGAGAAACGACAUGCUGCGGCACUGCAUAAUGGUAGCACAAAGCCUACCGAAUCAAGACGGCAAAUAGCUGAACUUGAAGCCCUGUUACAAAAGGAGAAGGCAGAAUUUCAGGAUUCACUACAAAAAGUUGUGCACAAAGAAGCCAAAAAGGGUCAGCCUGCAAUUGAUAUCCUUGAGAUAAAUCGCUUGAGGAGGCAAUUACUUUUCCAGUCAUACAUGUGGGAUCACCGACUGAUCUAUGCUUCCAAUUUGAAUGAUAACAGCUGCGAAGAUGUGCUCAAUGUUUCUCCUUCAGGAAAAGGGGGGAAAUCUCCCGGUAGCACUGGUAUGAACUCAGUGGACCUCUCUUCUCUACGAACAAACAUAUCUGACCAUCAUCAACAGGGUCCCUUAGAUAGUGUGUCCAAUCAGUCUAGCCCAGUUGACAAAGUAAAAGAAGAUCCUGAUGUAGAAUCUAAUACUGAUAAAGAGGACAGUGCUAAACUUGCUAGUACCGUGUCAAUGUGUGAUCAGUAUGAAGGCCUUGAAUCUGGUGGAGUUGUUAGAAGAACCCUUUCUGAGGGUCAGGUCCCCAUUUUGGCCAAUUUAUCUGAGACUCUUGAUGCUGCUUGGACAGGGGAGAAUCACUUGGGGGUAGGCAUACUAAAAGAUAAUGGCCUUGAGUCACUCUUGAGCGAUUCCUCUACUCCAGUUUCAGGCGCAUUGGAUGUUGACAAUCAUGUGGACAACAAUGGGACCAAGGGGCCUGAUGAUGCAGAAGAAUCUGUUAGCUGGUUAAGAAUGCCCUUCUUGAACUUCUAUCGAUCUCUCAACAAAAAUUUCCUUGCCAGCUCUGAGAAGCUUGACACCCUGAAUGAGUACAAUCCGGUGUAUGUUUCAUCCUUCAGGCAGCUGGAAUUAAAAGGUGGGGCCCGGCUUCUUCUCCCUGUGGGCGUUAAUGACACUGUCAUCCCUGUCUAUGAUGAUGAACCCACGAGUAUCAUAUCUUAUGCCCUUGUGUCACCUGAAUAUCAUGGACAAGUAACCGAUGAACUCGAACGGAUGAACUACAGUGGUGAUUAUGGUUCAUCAUCAUUAAAUUUCUCUGACUCCAUGGCUUCUCAGUCGUUCCACUUUGCGGAGGAUAUGAGCUUUGAUUCUCACAAAAGUCUUGGGUCUAUUGAGGAUACCACCACCUUAUCCACGUCUGCAUCUCGAAGCUCUUUGAUUCUGGACCCACUUUCAUACUCAAAGGCAUUGCAUGCUAGAGUUUCUUUCGGAGAUGAUGGUCCAAUUGGGAAGGCCAAAUAUUCCGUCACUUGUUACUUUGCACAGCGGUUUGCAGCACUAAGGAGGAUGUGUUGCCCGAAUGAACUCGAUUUUGUGAGGUCUCUCAGCCGGUGUAAGAAGUGGGGUGCUCAAGGUGGUAAAAGCAAUGUCUUCUUUGCGAAGACUUUGGAUGACAGGUUCAUCAUCAAACAAGUAACAAAGACAGAACUGGAGUCGUUCAUAAAAUUCGCGCCUGAAUACUUCAAGUACCUGUCUGAAUCAAUUAGCUCGCGCAGUCCAACUUGCUUAGCAAAGAUACUUGGAAUAUAUCAGGUUGCAUCGAAGCAUCUGAAAAGCGGGAAGGAAUCCAAAAUGGAUGUUCUGGUAAUGGAGAAUCUUCUGUUCAGAAGAAACGUGACACGCCUUUAUGAUCUGAAGGGCUCUUCAAGAUCAAGGUACAACCCAGAUUCCACCGGGAAUAACAAAGUUCUGCUUGAUCAGAACUUGAUUGAAGCCAUGCCAACUUCUCCCAUCUUUGUGGGCAACAAGGCGAAGCGGUUGCUUGAAAGAGCAGUGUGGAACGAUACUUCUUUUCUUGCAUCAAUCGAUGUGAUGGAUUACUCUUUGUUGGUUGGGUUGGAUGAAGAGAAGCACGAGCUAGUUCUUGGGAUCAUUGACUUCAUGAGGCAGUAUACAUGGGAUAAACACCUGGAGACUUGGGUGAAGGCAUCAGGAAUACUAGGUGGUCCAAAGAACUCAACUCCUACUGUUAUAUCCCCAAAGCAAUACAAGAAGAGGUUCAGGAAAGCAAUGACUACCUAUUUCUUGAUGGUCCCAGAUCAAUGGUCUCCUCCCUCAGUUCUCCCAACUAAAUCUCUAUCUGAUGUGGGUGAAGAGAACACUCAAGGGGCUACAUCAGUGGAGUAAAAUGUUGGAGCAGCAAGCUAAAUAUAAGGCAGUGUACUCUCUUUUCCUUCCAUUGUACAUUUUUUUCCUAUUACUGUGGGCUGUUCAAUCAUUUGGUCUUUCAUCUUUUUUACUUCCUUUUUGUUGGGGAGGAAAUUCCAUUUUUUUUUUGCCGUGGAAAUGGGAAAGUGUUACAGUUGUAGUUUUGGGUUGAAAGUGGAAGGUCACGAAAGAGUGUUUAUUAGGGUGGGAGAGUAGUGGAAGGGUAAUAAUAUGGCUAGAGGAAUGUCAAAGAGGUAUAAUAUUGGGUUACCUCUCUCCAUGCAUGGGACAUCAUCAUCUUCGUGUCUGUACAAAAAUAUUUUUUUCUUGUGUUUAUAGCAUCAAUGAAAGCAGCGAAUAUUGAUCAUGUAAAUCUUGUCCAAUUGAAUCUCAUUUCUAUUUGUUGAUGCACAUUUGGAAUAUAAAUGCGCUUUUUCCUC
Messenger RNA from Linum trigynum, 7078 nucleotides. Lineage: Eukaryota; Viridiplantae; Streptophyta; Magnoliopsida; Malpighiales; Linaceae. The record is from the annotation of a GenBank genome assembly.